Messenger RNA from Octopus sinensis (East Asian common octopus), 1153 nucleotides. RefSeq names its product B-cell receptor-associated protein 31-like. The record is from RefSeq and is a predicted model, not a curated record. Lineage: Eukaryota; Metazoa; Mollusca; Cephalopoda; Octopoda; Octopodidae. The transcript is spliced from 2 exons. Gene Ontology annotation, cellular component: endoplasmic reticulum; endoplasmic reticulum membrane. Gene Ontology annotation, biological process: endoplasmic reticulum to Golgi vesicle-mediated transport; intracellular protein transport. Bases 241 to 990 code for a protein of 249 amino acids.
CUAGCUUACGACAAUAACGCAAAUGGUUGUUCCUAGAGAUUGGUGAAUCGAGAGCGAGGCUGGUAUGUGUAUAUUAAGUUGAGUGUGUUGAUUGAAGAAAUCAGAGUCGCUCGAAGUUGUUUACAUUUACAGAGAGAAAAAGGAAGAGACAAAGAACUGACGCAUACAGAAUCAAGGAGUUCUAGAACUGCAUAAUCAAUAACAUUUUCCACCCGAUUACGACUAACUCAUAUCUUCACCAUGGGACUGCAAUGGACUUUGAUUUAUGGAUUUUUAUGUUUUGAAAUAGGACUGUGUGUUUUAUUUAUGUUACCCUUCAUAUCACCUCUAGUAUGGCGGAAAUUAUUUAAGUCCCGCCUUUUAUCAUUUCUAUCUGACUAUUCAUACUUCUAUGUUCGGUUAUUGAUGUUGGGUUUAGGUGUUGCUUUUGUUAGCGCCAUUUCACAGGUCCGUAAAUAUGAUAUUGAUUCAGACAAACUGGAAGAUGUGACUUUAACUAUGCCUGGUGCUGCACAGAAUUACCAUAUACGUCUACUUUAUGCUCAGCGUAAUGUUUACAUCUCUGGGUUUACUUUGUUUCUUUGGAUGAUUUUAAAUCGCAUGGUCCAAUUAAUGACAGCCCAAGCUCGGCUGCAAGCUGAUUUGGAAGCAACCCACAAACAAGCUCUCAGUGCUAAUGAAGUUGCCAACAAACUCUUGAAUGCUUCGUCAUCAUCAGGGACUCAAGAUACUAAGAAUGACAAAGAGGAAAAUCUGGCUAAUUCUGAAAAGGAAGAUGCUACUAAAAAUCUUGAGGCCCUCAAGACAAAACUAAAAAAAGCUGAGGGGGAAUUAGGUGAAGCUAGAACUGAACUGAAAGAAACCCAAACUGAUCUGAUGGCCAUGAAAUCUCAGUCUGAAGCAACUAAGUGUGAAUAUGAUAGUUUAUUGGAAGAGUAUUCUGUCCUUCAGAAGAAAAUACAGCAGGAUUCAAAUAAGAAAGAUCAUUAAUGAAAAAUAAAGUGGUGGUGGUAAGGGGUGGGGGGUGGAAUUAGCUUUAAAAAAUUACUUUUAUUUUCAAAAUUUCAUUCAAAGGUUAUGACUAUAAGAACUUGUUGAGUUGAGUGAUCUUGUUUGAUCGAAAUGAAUAUAAAAGUUUGAAAUUACUAAAGUA